AUGCAGUUUCAGCGCAAGAAUUCAAUGGGGAAGAAAAAAAAGCAUGCUAAAACGUGGCCCAUUGAGAAGCCGCAGCACCUUUAUCUUGUCCUGGAUGACUGGUCAUGGGGAUAUAGUAUUCGAAAGAUCGACUUGACAUUUGGCGACGAGCGGAGGGGUGCCAUCUACACCAGCGAGGAUAGACUACCAUCUGCCAUGUUUUGCUUGCAGGGACGUCGUGGCGAGCCCAAAGCCAUCAUGGGUGCUUUUGACAACAUGAUUUUGGCUAUGCCACCCUUGGACCACAUACACGGGAUGAACAAUUUGGGUCUACAUUGUGGUGCCGUAAUUGACAUUCAUGCACGGACCUUCAUUAAUGGACCAUGGCAGGACACGUCGCUGGAUGUGGUCAACCCAAUCUACAUUCCUGUUGGUGGCAGGCUCUUUUUCCUUGGUGAUAGCUCCUCCUGGAUGCUCUACCAGGCAUGUGAUGAUGCCUACUUCUAUAACUUCGUGUGGGCGUGGUCGGAGCUCCCCAAGCCAAUCUUUCAGUGUGAACUUGUCACCUCCUAUGCCGUGCACCCAGAUGAGCGGACCAUCUUCGUUAGCGGGUCGUUUGACGCCCCUACCACCUUCAGCAUCAACACAACCGAUCCCGCCACCAUCGGCUUGGAGGAGCCUGUGAACCCUCAGUGGAAGCAACAUGGUAUGUGGCAGCUGCCCUUCACUGGACGUGGUUAUUUCGAUCCUGAGUUGGACGCCUGGGUUGGGCUUUCCGCACAGCUGGACACCAUUGGCCACAUCUGCUCAUGUGAUGUGGUGUCUACCAACUCCGACACAAGCCAUCAGCAGUGCCCAGCCCUGAAGGUCGGCAAAGAGAACUUAUUUGGCGAGUUCCUAGACGAGAGGCACAUAGGUGCCACCCUAGUCUAUACGGGUGGUGAGAGCAAAUUCUGCCUCCUGGAGGUCAUCUGCAUGCAAGCUGACUUAGCUAACCAGCCAACUGAAUCUGAUGAGAAGAAUGAGGACUUCGACGCUGGGUUGAAUGACACUUAUUCCGAUGAGACGACUGUCGGUGAGGUGACUGAUGAGAUGAAUGAGUACUCUACUAAUGAGGUGAAUGAGGAGCAAGAUCAGAAACGUUUUUUGCGGUUGACGACCUUUUCACUUAGGUAUGACAGGAAUGGAGACCUGACAACUGGCAAUAGCCGGCGGGUUCGGUACUAUAGUUUGCCUCAAGGAGUUACUAAUUCGAUGCUUGAGUAUCCCGUGGCAUUCUGGAUGUAA
Triticum turgidum subsp. durum (durum wheat) is the source of this 1266-nucleotide messenger RNA. NCBI's taxonomy places the organism in Eukaryota, Viridiplantae, Streptophyta, Magnoliopsida, Poales, Poaceae. The record is from the annotation of a GenBank genome assembly.